UAUAGCCUCUCACGAGUAGGAGUUUCUGUAGCUUACAAAUUGAUACUGCAAUUUGAUUGGUACAACUUGUCUUUUCUUACUUCGUUUCCUCCAUCUUUUCAAGCCUUUAUAAGUGAACCAAACCCCAUGAACACUUCACACAAACUAGCCAAAAUCUUUGAGAGAGAAAAAGAAAAAAGGAAAAUCAAUAGUACCCUUUUUAAGAAAGAAAAACAAAAUGGCUCUUGAAACCGUUGUUUUUCAACAAGAUCCUUUCACUUAUAGCCACAAAGAUAGUAAUUUUUACAAUCUUGAAAAUUUUCACGACUAUGGUUUUGGCUUUGAGGGAUACUAUAAUAAUUGGGAUUCUUCUAAUUCUUCAAUAGCACAAAGUUAUAACAACAACAAUAAUAAUAAUUCUUCGUCGGAAGUUUGCACUACCGGAUUCUUGCCGGUAGGAUGUUCUCCGGUAGAGAAUACGGUUGUUUCGGGGCGGGGAAAAAGGCGAAGGACGAAAUGCUCGAAGAAUAAGGAAGAACUAGAGAACCAAAGGAUGACUCACAUUGCCGUAGAGAGAAAUCGCCGUCGGCAAAUGAACGAUUACCUAGCCAUUCUCCGGUCGUUAAUGCCACCAUCCUAUGCUCAACGGGGAGACCAAGCAUCAAUUGUUGGAGGCUCAAUUAAUUUUGUGAAAGAACUUGAACAACUCCUUCAAUUCUUGGAAACACAUAAACAAGUUACAAAAAAUCAACCACCAAAUUUUUCUCAUACUAAUCCGUUCUCUAAAUUCUUCACUUUCCCUCAAUAUUCUACCGGAAACAACUCCUCGUUGGCGGCCACCACCAACGACGAGGGGUCAACGAUGAUGGAGGAGAGGCAGUCGGCGGUGGCCGACAUCGAGGUGACCAUGGUGGAAAGUCAUGCUAAUGUUAAGGUGUUAUCAAGGAGAAGACCAAAACAAUUGUUGAAGAUUGUAAAUUGGUUACAAGCUAUGUGUCUUACUAUUCUUCACCUUACUGUUACAACAGCUGAUCAUAUGGUACUCUACACAUUUAGUGUCAAGGUGGAAGAUAAUUGUCAGCUAAAUACAGUGACUGAGAUAGCAACUGCUGUUCAUGAAAUGGUGGGCAUGAUUAAGGAGGAGGCUAUGUCUUGUUGAUAUGACCCGUCUCUUCUCUUCUUUGAAGUUAAAAAAAGAAAAAAAAAAAAGGUUGUUCUCAAGAUUGUAUAAUUUCUUGUCAUUAUCAAAUCAUUGUUCUCUUUAGAUUAUUGAUGAUAUUAUUAAUUUUACAGUUCUUACGUACAAAUUAAACUCCAACAAAAUCCUCCCCCUCCCCCACGCCCAGCAAACAC
Molecule: messenger RNA, 1332 nt
Organism: Lycium barbarum (goji berry)
Lineage: Eukaryota; Viridiplantae; Streptophyta; Magnoliopsida; Solanales; Solanaceae
Product: transcription factor bHLH96-like
Exons: 3
Coding region: 218-1138 (306 amino acids)
Biological process (GO): regulation of transcription by RNA polymerase II
Molecular function (GO): protein dimerization activity; DNA-binding transcription factor activity, RNA polymerase II-specific; RNA polymerase II cis-regulatory region sequence-specific DNA binding
Source: RefSeq, a predicted model, not a curated record